AUGCUAGAAAAUGAAUGCACUGAUUUAGCCGGCUGCGAAGACAAGAUACUUGGAAAAGAAAGACAUUGUGCUUCCAUAUAUAGCAGAACCCUCCAGAGAAUUAAUGAUAUCAGCAACGACACCAAGGCAACUCUUCUUUUUAGCUUACUUUAUGCUUUACUUUCGUACAUUGACGCAUUUUUGUACAUUCUAGGCGAUAUGGUGAUGAUGAACACUCAAAUCCCUAGCUCGAUAUUGUUCAUAAAGUCUGUGUUAGUCUUACCGGUGACUUUCUUUUUCAUCGUUAUUGUACAGAAAGGGCUGAAAUUUCUUAGCCAGCCAAGAAUUCUCGAAGUUGUCCUUAUAAUUUUAUCUGUGUUCUUCUUGCUAUUUGGGUUGGUAAUCUGGCCCUGUUCUAAGAAGCUUCAGCCAGACUUCUUUUGGUCAAGAGAUAUAUUCAGCGAUGGAAAAAUGAAGAUAAGACAUUUGGACUUUUUCUUUCCCAUAUUUCUUGUCUUUAACGAAUGGGCUUCUACUGUGUUAUAUCUUGUGGCAGAGUUGUGGGGGUCUCUUAUAAUUUCCUUUAUGUUCUUCUCAAGAGCAAUUCAUCAGAGCACAGAAGCCCAGCUAAAGAAGUUCUUACCGGUGGUAUCCUUGAUAUCAGGAAUGGUCUUGCUUUCCUCUGGUUUGCUUACAAGAAGCCUAAACAGUUAUAGGGACACCCUACCAUAUAGCAAAAAGGAAAGUCUGUUCUCUCAGGUAUUUGUUGUAACAUCCAUUUUGACAGCUGUAUCAGCAAUAACAAGCUAUUUCACCGACAAAUUUACACCAAAAGACGAUCGAGAGUAUGGAAGUAAGAAGGAGUAUAAGGACCACAAAAUGGGGUUUACUAAGUCGUUAAGAAUAAUGAGGAAGUCUAGGUUUCUCAUGGCAAUGACCGAGUCUGUAAUAGCUACUUCCGUGUGCUCAAACAUAUUCGAAGCAACCUAUAGAGGAGGAGUAGUAUUGGGAGCUGUUCAGGCUUCUUUGUCUGGAUCUUCUUAUAUCAACAAACUUAAUGCCAUGGCACAGAUAAUAACUUCCGCCUUUUUGAUUGUAAUGUUCUUCAGGCCUGCAACUCAUCUUAUAGAGAGAAAGGGAUGGUUUUUAGUGGCCAUAACAGCACCUGCUAUCGCUAUAAUCACAUUGGUUUUGUUUUUUCCCAUGGUUUUCUUCAACAACAUUUCUGAAGAUGAAGUCAUCACACCCCGGGAGGGGUACCUGGGGAGCUUUGUUUUGGAAAACUAUACCGGGAUGUUUUUGAAUACGAUCAUAAAAAUAUCCAAGUAUUGUUUUUUUGACGUUGCAAAGGAAGCAGCCUCUAUAAGAGUCCCCCCUUCUCAUCGCCAUUCCUUCAGGGGAAUACACGAUGGGCUAGGGAUAAACAUUGGAAAAACAAUAGGGUCUGUGUACUGCACUCUUAUAACGGUGGUGUUUGAUGUUCGAGAUGUUAGAAACAUGGUUUCUAUAUCCACUGUGUUUGUAGGGAUAUUUUGUAUAAUGUGGGUCAGGUCUGUCCUUUACAUAAACAAAAAAUACAAGGAAUCCAUUGAGAAAAAUGACUUUAUCAAUGUGGAAUUGACUGAAUGCUAA
This is a messenger RNA of Encephalitozoon intestinalis ATCC 50506, 1611 nucleotides long. Its product is annotated as ATP/ADP translocase. The transcript has a single exon. NCBI's taxonomy places the organism in Eukaryota, Fungi, Microsporidia, Unikaryonidae. The record is from RefSeq and is a predicted model, not a curated record. The coding region runs from base 1 to 1611 and encodes 536 amino acids. Gene Ontology annotation, molecular function: ATP:ADP antiporter activity. Gene Ontology annotation, biological process: nucleotide transport. Gene Ontology annotation, cellular component: membrane.